Messenger RNA from Caenorhabditis angaria, 2071 nucleotides. The record is from the annotation of a GenBank genome assembly. NCBI's taxonomy places the organism in Eukaryota, Metazoa, Nematoda, Chromadorea, Rhabditida, Rhabditidae.
AUGUCACUUGUUGCCACAUUUUCUUCACUUCCAAAAACAAUUCGAGGAUUUUCAACACAAUUAACAACAACUCCAAAUGGCGAAUCAGUUGUAUAUUGCAAUGGAAACUCAGUUUAUAUAGUUAAUAUUGAGGUGAACCGAAUUUUAUGAUGUUUUCAAAACAAAAUAACUUUUUUUGUAGAAUUCCACAGUAUCUGAUAUCUACACAGAACAUCCAGUUCCAACAACAAUUGCUAAAUUCAGUCCAUCCGGUUAUUAUUGUGUAUCUGGAGAUCAAAAUGGUAAUGUUCGAAUCUGGGAUACAACUCAAACUACACACAUUUUAAAAGCAACUUAUCAAGUGUUUUCUGGGAGUAUUCGAGAUAUUUCAUGGAGUGAAGAUAGUAAAAGAUUGGCUGUUGUUGGAGAAGGAAAAGAGAGAUUUGGACAUGUAUUUUUAUUUGAUACUGGAACAUCUAAUGGUAAUUUAUCUGGACCAACAAGACCUGUGAAUUCAGUUGAUUUCAAACCAACUCGGCCAUAUCGAUUGAUAACAGGUUCUGAAGAUAAUACUGUUGCAAUAUUUGAUGGACCACCGUUCAAAUUCAGAACAGUAAGCAUUAUCUCUUAAAUAUUUCACUAUCCAUUUUUUUGCAGAUCCUCAACAAUCACACUCGUUUUGUUCUUGUCACUCGUUUUAAUCCUUCUGGAACUCUUUAUGCUUCAGCUGGUUCAGAUGGAAAAGUAUUUAUUUAUUCGAGUCAAAAUGAUAGUGUAAUCGGUGAACUUAUUGAUUCGAAAAAUGUUGCGCAUUUGGGAAGUGUUUUCGGUUUAACAUGGUCUUUUGAUGGUGAAAAUAUUGCAACUGCAAGUGGAGAUAAAACUGUGAAAAUAUGGAGUGGAAAAGAUUUCAAACUAUUGAGGUAUCUCUUCCGAGUUCGUCAUAACUUUUCAAAGAAAAAUAUCGUCAUAUUUUUCAGAACUAUCAACUUUGGUUCGUCAAUCGAUGAUCAACAGUUAGGAAUUGUGUGGACUUCAAAAUAUUUGAUGUCUGUCUCCUUAUCCGGAUUUUUGAAUAAAAUUGAUCCAGUUUCUGGGAAAAUUCUUGAGGUUUCCUUCCUUUUCUUCGAAAAUUCCCAUGUAACUGAAAUAAUUUCAGAGCCGCCAAGGACAUAAUAAACCAAUAACUGCAAUGAGUUUGGGAAGAGAUGGUUGCUCCAUUUUUACAUCAGAUAGUAUGGGAAAUACAAGUAAGCUUUUCCUUAUUUGUUUUUCUGUUUAAAUAAAAUGAUUUCAGGUAAAUUCGAUUUUUUGACUGGAAAAUCUACACGGCUUGAUUUCCAAUCGCAUAAAUCACAAAUUGUCGGAAUUCAACAAUUAAAAAAUGGUGGAUUAAUUACAGUUGGUUGGGAUGAUAUGAUGAAUGUGACAAAUUCGAAUGGAAUAACAAAUUCAUUUUGUCUUCCAUCACAACCAACAGAUAUUCAAAUAUCUUCAGAUGAUGGUUUCACAUUAGUUUCUUGUUAUAAUCAUGUUAUGUUAAAAGGUCAAUCAAAACCAAUCGAUUAUCAUUCGACUUGUUGUUCGAUUUCUCCAAUAUCCGAUUUGAUUGCAAUCGGAGCGCAAGAUUCAAAAGUUCGAAUUUAUAACAGAAAAUUUGAAAUCAUUCAAAUCUUGCAACAACCAAAUUCAUCUCAAAUAACGGAUGUUUCUUUUUCUCCAAAUGGCAAUUAUUUAGCUGUAACUGAUAAUCAAAGAAGAGUUAUUGUAUAUUCAAUCGCUCAAAAUUUCAAUAUUAUUUUGAAUCGAGUAAAUCAUUUGGGGAAAGUUAAUUGUGUUUCGUGGUCUCCAAAUAAUUCGAGAAUUGCGACUGGCGGAUUAGAUAAUUCGAUUAUUAUUUGGAAUGUUAAAUAUGGCGAUGAAGAACCUAUUUUGAUAAAAGGCAAGUUCCAUUGACAAAAUUGAAAAUAAAACAUUGUUUAUUGUUUUAGCCGCCCACAAAAUGUCAUCAAUCAAUAAAAUUGUGUGGAUUGAUGAUAAUCAAAUCGCUUCUGCUGGUCAAGAUUCAAAUCUCAAAAUCUGGUCUGUUUAA